Dibothriocephalus latus is the source of this 759-nucleotide messenger RNA. NCBI's taxonomy places the organism in Eukaryota, Metazoa, Platyhelminthes, Cestoda, Diphyllobothriidea, Diphyllobothriidae. The record is from the annotation of a GenBank genome assembly.
AUGGCGGAGGUUCCACAGUCAAAAGUUUUUCAGGAUACAGAUCUGCCAGCUCAGGGCCGUAGGGACGGACCCAAGGAACUUGUGAUAGAGGUGCAAGGCGGCGUUCAGCUCCAGACCAACAAGGCCGUAAUGAUGGAGCGUAUCCCUUUGCUGAGGAACACCCUCAAUGCCACACAACGUCUGAACUGGGCCCAGGUGCCUGAGAACGCCGCUCAAGCAGUGCUCGAUUAUGUGAAUACCGGAAAGCUGAGAAUAACUCAAGAAAACGAAGGGAGCAUUAUUGCAUUGGCACGCAUCUUGCAGCUACCUAAACUCGAGCAGUGGGGAGUUGAUUUCAUGAGCAGGAGCAUUACUUUAAAUCGUCUGCCACCCACGUGGCAGCUGGCGACGUCUGCGAACAUCCCGGCACUGCAAGAGCACUGUCUGAGUUUUAAGAAGACGCACAUUGCUGCGGUUGGUGCCAUAGAUUUCUUUGUUGGCCUCCCACCCGACAUCGUGCUCAGCAUUCUUAAAAACGAUAAGCUAGCGGCCGAUUCGGAGAAUAAAAUAGUAGAGGCCAUCACACAUUGGUUGUUGCCCUGUCCCGGGUACAACCGGCCAGAGGAAUACCGACUAAAACAGGCUAAAGAUCUGUUCAAGGAGGUACGGUGGGACCUUACCACUGCUAGUUUUCGCCGAGAGGUUUUUUUACAAUGCAACAACUUGACUCACGACGAGGAAGCGACUAGCAUCAAAGAAUGCUCCGAGGCCUGCGCGUAA